AUGGCCUCUUCGUCUCGCGUAUUCUCCGCUUGCUUACGCACGCUGUCCAGUUUACCUUUCCGACGAUCGUUGCCGGGAAUUCCGUUGAGUUCAAGAUUUUUCAGUGGUAAAUCGGGUUUUGGAUCGCUGAGAUUGAAUACGAAUUUCAGGAAAUUUGAGUGCAGAACAAGAGCGUCAAUGGCUGAGAUUAUAACUCCGAAAAGCAAAGGGAAAGUACAAGUGUUUGAUGCAGAUGAGGAACUGGUGGUGUCACUUGCGAAAUACACAGCCGAUCUAGCGAAUAAAUUCUCCAAAGAGAAAGAUUCCUUUACUGUGGUUUUGUCCGGUGGUUCUCUUAUUAAAUCUCUCAGGAAAUUGGUGGAGCCACCGUUUAUUGAUUCAGUGGAUUGGUCGAAAUGGCAUGUAUUCUGGGUGGAUGAGAGAGUGGUUCCUAAGGAUCAUCCUGAUAGCAAUUACUUUCUUGCUUACAAUGAUUUUCUAUCCAAGAUACCGAUCCCUUCAGGUAAUGUGUAUGCCAUAAAUGAUGCAUUGGCAGCCGAGGCCGCAGCAGAGGAUUACGAAACCUGCCUCAAACAUUUGGUGAAAAGCAAGAUCAUUGAUCAAUCUGAGAUCACCGGAUUUCCUAAAUUUGAUCUUAUGCUAUUGGGCAUGGGUCCAGACGGGCAUGUAGCUUCUCUAUUCCCAAGCCAUCCUCUCGUCCAUGAAAACACGAAAUGGGUUACCUGUAUAAAGGAUUCACCAAAACCCCCUCUCGAGAGAAUAUCCUUCACAUUACCAGUGAUCAACGCAUCUGCAUAUAUUGCACUUGUGGUAGCCGGAGCAAGUAAAGCCAACGCCGUUCAUGCUGCACUGGGUCAUGGUCCGAGUUCUGAUACCUUGCCCGUGCAAAUGGUCUCGCCAGAUGGAGAGAAAACAAAGAAUUUGUACCGCUUUGACUACAUUAUCAAUCUGAGUUACUGUGCUCUCNUCACAUUACCAUUGAUCAACGCAUCUGCAUAUAUUGCACUUGUGGUAGCCGGAGCAAGUAAAGCCAACGCCGUUCACGCUGCACUGGGUCAUGGUCCGAGUUCUGAUACCUUGCCCGUGCAAAUGGUCUCGCCAGAUGGAGAGGUGACAUGGUUUUUAGACAAGGGAGCAGCUUCCAAACUGUAG
Fraxinus pennsylvanica is the source of this 1152-nucleotide messenger RNA. The record is from the annotation of a GenBank genome assembly. NCBI's taxonomy places the organism in Eukaryota, Viridiplantae, Streptophyta, Magnoliopsida, Lamiales, Oleaceae.